Cladophialophora psammophila CBS 110553 is the source of this 1251-nucleotide messenger RNA. RefSeq names its product alkanesulfonate monooxygenase. Gene Ontology annotation, molecular function: monooxygenase activity; oxidoreductase activity, acting on paired donors, with incorporation or reduction of molecular oxygen. The record is from RefSeq and is a predicted model, not a curated record. The transcript has a single exon. The coding region runs from base 1 to 1251 and encodes 416 amino acids. NCBI's taxonomy places the organism in Eukaryota, Fungi, Ascomycota, Eurotiomycetes, Chaetothyriales, Herpotrichiellaceae.
AUGGGUGACCACGAAAACCUCGCUGUCCACAGCAGCAAGGACGAUGCACCUCGCCAACUCCAUCUUACAGCAUUUAUGCGCCCUGUCUCCCUCCACACUGGUGCAUGGCGAUACCCUGGCGCGUACCCGGACGCCAACUUCAACCUCUCACACCUUAAAUCCUUUAUUAAGAAACUGGAAGAUGCCAAAUUCGACGCGUUCUUCAUGGCCGAUCAUCUUGCCGUUCUGAACAUGCCAAUUAAGGCACUGAAGCGAAGCCAUACGGUCACUUCGUUCGAGCCGUUCACUCUUCUCUCCGCUCUCUCACAGGUCACAGACAAGAUCGGUCUGGCGGCGACGGCAUCAACAACCUACGACGAGCCGUACCACAUUGCACGUCGCUUCGCCUCUCUCGAUCACAUUAGCAACGGUCGUGCAGCAUGGAAUAUUGUCACAACCGGUAACCCAGAAUCAGCAAAGAAUUUCGGCCGUGACGAGCACAUGGAUCACUCGGAUCGUUACAAGCGUGCACGAGAAUUCUACGAUGUGGUUACAGGUUUGUGGGACAGCUUUGCAGAUGAUGCAUUCGCUCGCGACGUUGAGUCCGGCACGUAUGUCGAUCCAGACAAGAUCCACGUCUUGAACCACGUAGGGGACGAGCUGAAGGUCAGAGGACCACUGAACAUCGCGCGACCCGUUCAAGGUUGGCCGGUCAUUGUGCAAGCCGGUCAGUCCGAGCCUGGAAAGCAGCUUGCCGCAGAAACAGCCGAAGCCGUGUUCUGUUCACCGAAAGACAUCGAAUCCGCGAAAGCAUUAUACACUGACAUUAAAGGGCGUGCUGUUGCUGCUGGCCGCAAUCGCAAUCAUAUCAAGAUCUUGCCUGCUGCUUUCAUUGUUGUAGGUGACAGUAUCCAAGAUGCACAAGAGAAGCGACUCAAGCUCGACAGCUUAGUUCACUACGACAGCGGUAUUGCUUCAUUGUCAAUCGCACUCGGCACAGAUGCAUCCAAGUUCGAUCCGGACGGGCCACUACCCGCUGACAUUCCUGAGACCAACGCGAGCAAGACCAGUCGUGCAGGGGUUUUGAAAGUCGCUGCGGAGGAAGGCUUGACAGUCCGACAGCUUGCACAGCGACAAGGAGGGUAUUCUGGACUUGCAUUUGUGGGGACGCCUGAGAGCAUUGCGAUGGCAUGCAGCAGUGGUUGGAUGAAGAGGCUUGUGAUGGCUUUACCAUUGCACUGCCGUUCUUGCCGCAAGGUCUGGACGAUGUGA